GUGUCAAGGCAAGCCGUUUUCUCCAUCCAGAACAACCCGUGGAGAAGUUUUAAUGUUCAUUCCCACUACUCGGUAUUUCUCUACUUUUGCAGGUUGCGUUUGGGAAUACGCGCAACACGCGCACGACAAGAGCAACGCGUAACGCGUAACGCGUAAUCAUCCGGACAUCUCUGCGCUCGCGCCCGGUCUGAUCUGAUCUGGUCUGGUCUGGUCUGAUCUGGUCUGGUCUGGUCUGAUCUGGUCUGGUCUGAUCUGGUCUGGUCUGGUCUGGUCUGAUCUGGUCUGGUCUGGUCUGGUCUGGUCUGAUCUGGUCUGGUCUGGUCUGAUCUGGUCUGGUCUGAUCUGAUCUGGUCUGGUCUGAUCUGGUCUGAUCUUUGGGUUGAGGAAAGCGCGUUCACCCUGGAGCGGCGUCACGCGCAGCAGGAUAGACGUCCUGAGCCGCUCAGAUGCGCGCGACACUCUUGGGAAUAUCACUCCUCGGAUUGGUGACGCUCGCGCACACCGAGGAAUGUGGACCUGAUGUGACGGUCAGUUGCAACUGCAGUCAAGUCAAAGGUGAAAGGGGCGAGCAAGGUUUUCCAGGUCUAAUUGGCUUACCAGGGCAAGAUGGAAAUCUAGGAGAUGAAGGCCAUCCUGGACUCAUGGGCCCCAUGGGUGAACCAGGACUACCAGGACUACCAGGACUAAAAGGCUCACAGGGACUCCCUGGGAAGCCAGGAUUAUGGGGUUCUCCAGGAAUACCUGGACUCCCAGGACAUGAAGGCCCUCAGGGACUACCUGGUAGCCCAGGAUGCAAUGGCACAAAGGGUGAACCUGGUACACCUGGACCUCCAGGAUGUUCUGGAGCUGUCGGUUUACAGGGAGAAGAUGGUCCCGCUGGCCCUAAGGGGAACACGUGCUAUUUCCCUUUUCCUAAAGAUGUGAGGGGAGAAAACGGUUUCCCUGGUCGAGAUGGGCCAAAGGGUGAACCUGGACGACAAGGUAACUGUGGACCACCUGGACCAAUGGGAUGUGAGGGACCUCAAGGAGAAUGUGGAUACAUUGGACUUCCAGGACAAAAGGGUCUUGAGGGACAUUCAGCAAUACCUGGCCCCCAAGGUACAAAAGGCGUGAGAGGUUCUCCUGGCGUAACUGGGCGGAGAGGUAUCAAGCAAUUUGCGACACUACACAGAGAGAUCAAGGGAGAUUCAGGGGAUCCGGGAGACAGAGGCAGCACUGGAAUUCAGGGCCCGCCAGGACGCUGUGGCCCUAAAGGAUGCAAAGGAGGCCCAGGAGAUCCAGGACUUCUGGGGGAAGACGGGCUGAAUGGGCUUCAGGGAGAGUGCGGUUUUAAUGGCUCUCCUGGGCUCAGGGGAUAUGAAGGGCUUCCUGGGUCCCUUGGUUCAAAGGGGCAGAAAGGUGACCGUGGUUGUGCUGGUCCUCCAGGAAAAUGUCUUCCACGGAAUACAGCACAGAAAGGCCAAAAAGGACCUAAGGGCUUCCCUGGACCGUGUGGCCUUAGAGGUAUUCAAGGUGUAAGUGGCUUUCCUGGACAAUCAGGCACUCCAGGACCAGGUAUACCUGGACACCCUGGGGACAUUGGUCCUCAAGGCUUUACUGGGGUCAAAGGUGAAAAGGGAGAACGAGCACCUCCAGAGACUGGACCAAAAGGAUAUGAUGGACCUCAGGGAAAACGUGGAUCUCCUGGUGACCCUGGUCCUAAAGGACUACCAGAUUUUCAUCAACAUCAGGGCCCAUCAGGGCGGAGAGGAGAUAAAGGUGUACAAGGGCAUGAGGGUGAAAUGGGAAAUCCUGGGGAAGAAGGUGAUAAAGGAGACCUCUGCAAAGUGUGCCCUUUUUCAGGCCUGAGGUAUGGACCUCCAGGGCCACCUGGUAAACGUGGUGCAAAAGGAGCUCCAGGUGCUAAUGGACAGCCUGGCAGCAGAGGAUCAAUGGGUGCUAAGGGGAAAGAAGGUCCCCCUGGCAAUCUGGGUAUGCUCGGUAUUCCAGGAAAUCAAGGGGAUCAGGGACAAAAAGGAGAACCUGGUUUUAUAGGACCUGAGGAUAAUGGGGACCAAGGUGACCCAGGAUUUCAUGGGAACCCAGGGAGGAAUGGACAAGAUGGGAUACCAGGAAGACCAGGACCUAAAGGUCCAAAGGGAGAGAAAGGCAAUUCGGGUCCUUUUGGGUGUAAGGGUGACCGGGGUGACCCUGGAUCAGUGGGAUUACCAGGAUUAUCUGGUAAAAUGGGAUUGCAGGGCUGCCCUGGGAUUGGAGCACCAGGGGAACCUGGUGAGAAGGGCUGCUUUGGUGUACAUGGCCUGUCAGGGGAUCCUGGAGAUCCAGGUGAGAAAGGUGACCCUGGUAAGGUGUACAUAAUACCUGGAGACCCAGGGAAGUGUGGAUUAAAGGGUCCUAAAGGUUCACCUGGGCAACUAGGUUGCCUGGGACCCAAAGGGUUAUGUGGGCUUCCAGGACCAUGUGGCAAAAAAGGCGAAAAAGGACUGUCACAACCAGGAUUUUCAGGACCGCGUGGUUGUAAAGGUGAAAAAGGCUGUCAAGGUGUUCAAGGUCCACCUGGCAUUGGGGCACCUGGUUUACCAGGACCCAUAGGACAAUGUGGAAUGCCAGGGUGCAAGGGCGAUAGUGUUUCUGGCCCUCCAGGGCCCACUGGCAGGAGAGGGCCUCCAGGGGAUGAUGGAACAUGUGGGCCUCCUGGUGAAUCAGGUUAUCCAGGAAACCCUGGAGUUUGUGGACAGUCAGGGAGAGAUGGAUGCCCAGGGCCUAAAGGUUCCACAGGAUAUGAUGGACCGCCAGGGGUGACUGGUCCCCCAGGUAUCUGUACGGCUGGGGGGCCAGGUGACAAAGGAGUCCAAGGUCACAAAGGAAUGCCUGGAAUUACAGGAUGUUGGGGUCAGAAAGGUAUGCAGGGUGAGCUUGGAUGUCCGGGAGAAGAUUUACCUGGUAUUAUUGGGCCAUGUGGGACACCUGGUGUUAAUGGAGAACUUGGUCCACCUGGUCCACCUGGAGCUCAGGGAUUGAAGGGGACGAAUGGCAUGCCUGGUUGCAAAGGCCAACGGGGGAACUGUGGGCCUCCUGGAAACCCCGGAUGUCCUGGACCUACUGGAAACCCUGGAUGUCCUGGACCACCUGGUCUUAAAGGUUUUGCAGGUAUUGAUGGACAACCAGGUUGUAGAGGUCCACAAGGCUCAAAAGGCGACCAGGGGGAUCCAGGUCCUAAAGGACAACCAAAAACUAUCUGCAAUCCAGGGCACCCAGGAGACCCCGGAGACAGAGGUCUUCCUGGUCAACCUGGGCUUAAAGGAAACAAAGGAAUUGAAGGAUCAACUGGAAGCUGUGGGAACAAUGGAUUACAAGGCUGCGCUGGGCCACCAGGUCCUCCUGGAGAGCGAGGCUGCAAAGGCUUACCAGGUGAACCUGGUGUCUGUGGAGAUCCUGGAGAAAUUGGAUUUUUUGGUCUGCCAGGUGUCAAAGGGGACAAGGGGACACCUGGUCACUGUGGACCACCAGGAGACUGUGGUACUCCAGGAGCAAAUGGCCCAAAAGGGGUCAAAGGUGAACCAAGUUGUCCUGGACCAGGAGGGCCAGGAUACCCUGGAGAGAAGGGUAAUCCAGGUAUACAAGGCAUUAAAGGAAACAAAGGAGAACGCGGAAUGUGUGGCCCUGUUGGUUGUCCAGGACCAGAAGGGCCUUGUGGAGUGGCUGGAGAGACAGGACGACCAGGACAACCAGGCACUUUUUUUCCCUCUAGUUUAACUUGCUUUGAUAUCUUUCUUCUAAUAAAGUAUUCGUUAAUUUAUUUAAUCAUUGUGUUUUUUUUGCUCUUUCUUUCAGGACCCCCAGGAUUGCCUGGAGAGCAAGGGUUUGAUGGACAACCAGGUCCCCCAGGUUGUGUAGGACCAAGAGGCCCACCAGGUUCUUCUGGAUCACCAGGGAAUCCAGGUCCUCCAGGUCCAAAGGGAAACCAGGGCAAAGACGGCAUUCCUGGUUCCGCUGGAGAAAAAGGGUCUGCAGGAGCUCCUGGAUAUGGACCUCCAGGGCCACCUGGUAUCAGGGGUGAACCAGGCUGUAAAGGAGAAACAGGAACCAGGGGGAAAUGUGGACCUCCUGGACCAUGUGGUCCAGCAGGAGACCCAGGGCCCUGUGGUGUACCAGGGCCACCAGGACCCUGUGGGAAUCCUGGUCCACAGGGAUUGUGUGUGGAUGGCCCCAAGGGAGACCGAGGCCCUGACGGCCCACCAGGACCACAAGGAUGCAAAGGGAUAUGUGGUCCCCCAGGACCACCAGGUCUCGGCUUUAAAGGGGAAAAGGGCAACAAUGGGACUUGUGGACAAAGGGGAAUGAGUGGUUAUCCAGGAGACACUGGCCCACAAGGGAAUCGAGGUAAUCCUGGGAUGAAAGGUUGCCCUGGUAACAAUGGAGAAAAAGGACUCAGAGGAGAACCUGGACCUCCAGGUCAAAGAGGAAUGGAUGGCUCAUAUGGCCCACCAGGAUUUCAAGGAGAAAAAGGGCAAAGAGGACCACCAGGUACACCAGGGGAAGAUUAUUUCCACAGUGACAUACUGAUUCCUGGAGAUCCUGGUCUGCCUGGAGCUCCAGGAGAGCAAGGACCUCCUGGACGGUACGGUCCAAAAGGACGGACAGGACCAGCAGGAAUCCCUGGCCUUAAAGGACCCCCUGGCCAAGAUGGUGAUCGUGGUGUUCAAGGUUUACCUGGACCAAAAGGAAGCAGUGGAUUACCAGGACUGACAGGACCUAAGGGUUUUAAUGGUGGCAAUGGUCAGAAGGGUCCCACAGGUCCACCGGGAGGCUGCGUGGCCAACAAGCACAGAGAUAACAUCCUGUUCGCCAGGCACAGUCAGACACAAGCUAUCCCUAAAUGCCCUCAUAAAUCCACUCUCAUCUACUCCGGGUACUCACUGCUUCUCAUCACCGGCAAUAGCCACGGACAUGGCCAAGAUCUUGGCACUAUGGGGAGCUGUCUACAGAUGUUCUCCGUCAUACCCUUUCUUUACUGUAAUGUGAAUGAGGUCUGUCUCUUUUCUUCCCGAAACGAUCAUUCCUACUGGCUGUCCACUGAGACACACCUGCCCAGUAACCAGUCUUCAGUCUCAGGUGAUUCACUGGCGACGUAUAUUAGCAGGUGUUCAGUCUGUAACUCCGUAGGUAACGUGAUAGCGUUCCACAGCCAGGACAGUACAGUCCCAUCAUGUCCCAUGGGAUGGCAGUCUCUGUGGCAAGGCUACUCUUUUGUCAUGCACACAGGUGAAGGUUCCCAGGGCUCAGGACAGUCCCUGUCCUCUCCUGGCUCCUGUCUGGAGAAUUUCCGGAACAAUCCCUUUAUCGAGUGUUCUAGCCAGGGCACUUGUAGCUACUACUUAAAUUCCUACAGCUACUGGCUGGUUGCUCUGGAUCCGAGGAAGAUGUUCAGUAAACCAUCCGAAAACUCACAAGCUGACUAUUCAAGAAUCAUCAGUCGCUGUCGGGUGUGCAUGAAGGAGCCGGCGUGUAGUGAGUCAUCCUGAACCCUUGAGAUAGAGCCGAUGUCCAGACUUGACUUUUUGCCCUUGAACUUUUGACUUUUGGAAACAGACCUAUUAGCUUCAAUUGCUCUGUAAAUCCUCAAGAAGAUCUUCAAGAAGAUUCUUGAACGAUGGAAAAGGAAUAUAAGAACUAAUAGACUCAUUUACAGAAUAACCCCAUAUGUAUUCUUCUUUCUAACAGCACUGAGGCAGGAUUUUACCAGGGAUUUUGUUGGAGGGACUUAGUUAGUUAGUUAGUUAGUUAGUUAGUUAGUUAGUUAGUUAGUUAGUUAGUUGGUUGAACGUCUUAUUUCUAAACCAUGGGUGUUAACAUGGGGUCAAUCCCCCUUUUGCAGCUGGAAUAUUUUUUUUUUACUUUUGGACACAGUUCUAUUCUUAAAAAAAUUUUUAAUGUAAUUUAAAAAUUAAAAAAAAAAAAGGGCGGCAUGGUGGUGUAGUGGUUAGCACUGUUGGCUCACAGCAAGAAGGUUCUGGGUUUGACCCCAGUGGCCAACAGGGGCCUUUCUGUGUGGAGUUUGCAUGUUCUCCCCGUGUCUGUGUGGGUUUCCUCCAGGUGCUCCAGUUUCCCUCACAGUCCAAAGACAUGCAGGUUAGGAUAACAUGGGAUGGCCUUGGGCUGAAGUGCCCAAGAGUGGCGGCGUGCAUGCACACAGUGGCUUUGCUCUCCUAUGAUGAACUAAAUUUCAUUGUACAUUUGUGCAGUGACAGUAAAGGCAUUCCAUUCUGUUCAGACUUAGCAUUCAAGCCGUAUGAGUUCUUCUUUCAUAUUUUUUACCACUGAAAAUAUAUAUUUAGGGGACAAGCCAGUAGUGUUGUAGUCAAGACCCACGUAAACCGAAUCCAAGUCAUGACCGAGACCAGAGUAUCGAAACCAAGACUUUGAGGGGUUGAAAUCAAGUCAAGACCAAGACAGGGCAAGACCGACCCUGUGUCCGAAAUCACUCCCUACUCACUAUAUAGUGGACUAUAUAGUGAGGUCACCAUUUUGUAGUGCUGUCCAAAUGUAUAGUGAGAACGAUUACGGUACAUCCUAUAUAGUGCACUCAAAGUAUCCCACAAUGCAUCAUGAAAAGUAGUGUAUAACCGAUGGUCACUAACCAAGCAAUAUAUCCCAUCAUGCAUUGCAGUCGCACUGAAAUCAAAUCAAAAGCCUCAAAUUUGAUUUAAUAAAAGGCAGCGGCAAAGAAGAUAGUAUUCAGCCUUGAUUUAAAAGAACUGAAAGAUGCAGCAGACACAAAGUACUUUGCAUUUAUUAAUGUGGGAAAUACACUCGGUAUAAUAUAGAUUUAUCACAAAAAUACACGCAUAUAUUUAUUAUUUUGAAAACCCACCAGCUGACUGAUCUGGCACGUUUUAAUUGUGUGACAGUAAUGACGUAAAUAACGGUGCGGCGGAGUAGUGUCCAAAAGUGUUUUUUCAUUUUAUCAAUGAGCUCACCAUAGAGUCCUCUAUAUAGUAAUUCCCUAUAUAGGGAGUAGUGAAUGAGUGAGUGAUUUCGGACACAGGGCAAGUCAAGACCAGAACCAGACUAGUGUGUGUGAAGGGGAUGGGGGGAGGAGUGACAGCCAUUAACAGGAAAAAAUUUUUAAAUUAGCAGUGAGUCACAUUAUUGGUCACAUUUGAAGCAGGAAGUUUUACAUCCAAAUCACAGUAACAAUGUUAAAGACACUGCACAGGCAGUUUAGUGAAAUUCACACAGUUGUGGUCUUGACCGGUCUUGAAAUAAAAUCCUGAGUCCUGUAUGUCCAAGACCAAGUAAAAAUGUGGUUGAUUCCGAGACAAGACCGAGACCUUCAAAAACUGGUCUUGAGACCGGUCUCGAGUCCUACAACACUACAAGCCAGUGUGAGAAUUUUACAUGUUUCAAAAUUACCUUAGCUUUAAUUGAUGACCCUUAAAAGACUCACAAAUGCACUGAUUUUGACUUUGAUAGGCAUAGACUAUCCAUCCAUCCAUUAUCUGUAGCCGCUUAUCCUGUUCUGCAGGGUUGCAGGCAAGCUGGAGCCUAUCCCAGCUGACUAUGGGUGAGAGGUGGGGUACACCCUGGACAAGUCGCCAGGUUAUCACAAGGCUGACACAGUGACAAACAACCAUUCACACCUACGGUCAAUUUAGAGCCACCAAUUAACCUAACCUGCAUGUCUUUGGACUGUGGGGGAAACCGGAGCACCCAGAGGAAACCCA
Neoarius graeffei (lesser salmon catfish) is the source of this 7727-nucleotide messenger RNA. RefSeq names its product collagen, type IV, alpha 3 (gene col4a3). Lineage: Eukaryota; Metazoa; Chordata; Actinopteri; Siluriformes; Ariidae. Gene Ontology annotation, molecular function: extracellular matrix structural constituent. Gene Ontology annotation, cellular component: basement membrane; collagen trimer. The transcript is spliced from 52 exons. The coding region runs from base 447 to 5525 and encodes 1692 amino acids. The record is from RefSeq and is a predicted model, not a curated record.